AAAGAACGCGCCGUGUAGCACGAGCUAUAGGAACUAUAGUUCCUACCGAAGCCUGCAGUGUGGCUCCACCUUUAGGCGAAAGAAUUCAUUAGUUCCAUGGAAACGUAGGAUAACAGUUGGCGAGAAUCGUGUUCCGGACCCGUGGAGCUCGUUUAAACAAAAACAUCGCGUCGUUUGUUGCCGAUAUCGUUCCCGAUACCGUCUGGGAACCGAUAAACCUAACCUCUCAGGCUUUCCGAGACCUGUAACAUAACGCUCCGGUCACGGGGAGUCCGGGGAUCGCCGUGGUCGCGCAUGAUCGGACGAGAAGCGAAUCUUUCUGUGUCAGAAAAAUUCCGUCGGUCUGUGUGCACGCCUCGAACGAUGUACUGUUAUCUGUGAAAGCCGUCGCGAAACGUAAACACGCUCCAUUCCCAACGGUCGCGCGUUAUUUUCGUUCCGAUAUCGUCCGUGGCAGUUAGCAUGACCACCGUCGGGGUUUGUUUUCGCGGUACGGGACGACGAUCCCCUGUGCCAGCGAUUACGCGUGUCAUCCUGCACGGCCGUGUACGUUCAACGCGGCCGACCGACCGUUUUUCGUAGAACAAUUUCAAUUUUCUGUUGAUUAUGGAGGAGGACCACGCAACGGAAAGCAUCUUGCCGCGAUUACUUUUAUUUACGGCCGCAGACCGAGUCGACCGAGCAUAAACAUGGCGGUCGCGCUCUGUGAUGAUUACUCGUGUCAGUUUGCACUCGGGGAAGCCCUGGAAUGGAAAUAACGACGGAAUGCGCGGACCAGAGAUAUCCAGCUUCGAUAAUAUCGUCGGAAAUGGGCGAAUAAAGUUUCAAGUAUUGAGGUAUAUCCGUUUAAAAGGAGCUUCCAAAUCAAUGCAGUACACUUUCUAGGCUGCUCUCUGGGUGAGCAAUGAAUGUAUUCCGAAUUUUGACGCCGUGUGUAUUGCAACGCAGACGACCAAAGGAGGUAGAUAAUUCCGAUAAAAGGGAUUGCUGGUUCGUGAAAAGACGGCGUGGAGAUGCUUCUUACAUGAUACAUAGAAUGGGUGCUUCUGCAUCGUCAAGCAUCACCAGUGUAGGUGGAGAUUCGGUCCAAGCAGCUAGGCUCUCAUCUUCUGGUAAUCCCGAUCAACAUGGCAUUGCUAUCAGGGAAAAGAAGAAGAAAAUGACGGGGUUCGCGACGUUGCGCAAGAAGUUCAUUCGAAGACGUCGUUCUUCGAAGGCCUGCGAUCACGGUAGGAUAAUACGUGAUCUGGUGUCGACAUGGAGUCACCUGGAGGCAACGGCGCUCCUGGAGGAGUACGAGGCGCUGGCUGCGUUAAAGGAUCUCCAUGUCCAAGCCGAGUUGGCCAGGCCACCAGCAGCCACGUACAAGCAGGACUUGUCUAUGUUGUACGACUACAAACAUUGCUCCGAUGUGGAUCUCGUCUACCGAGGAGCGUGUUUCCCCGUUCACAGGGCCUUAUUGUCGGCGCGCUGUCCGUACUUUAGAGACCUGCUGACUGGAUGUCCGGGAUACGGUGCUAGGAUAUGCCUGGAGCUGAGAACGCCGAAUCUCGAAGUGCAAAUGUUCUCGGCCCUGCUGCGUUAUCUCUACACUGGUGAUAUUUGUCCGCACGAUGCAGCUUUGGAGGCGAACCUUCUGCGAAGACUGGGGGAAGAAUUCGGCACGCCUAACCCGCUGGAGCACGAUCUCAGAUACUUGCUCGACACCGGUGAUUACGCGGACGCGGCGCUAGUGUUCACGUCGGACAGUGAUUACCAGAGACCAGAUAGUGGAAGUUCAGAAUACGGAUUCCGGCCAAAGUUAGAACUGCCAUGUCAUAAAGCGAUACUUUCUGCGAGAUCUCCGUUCUUCAGGAACUUAAUACAAAGACGGACUAGAUCGGGGGAAGAUCACACAGAAAGGGCGCUUCAUAUACCUACUAGAAUAGUUUUGGACGAGAGUGUAAUACCCAAAAGAUACGCCAGAGUAUUAUUACAUGCAGUGUAUUUAGAUACCGUUGAUUUAUCGUUAAUAAUGAGAGGUAAUGGUUGCGGAAGCAGCGCUGGUAGUCUCGGAGAGGUUCAAGCUCUCACGCAUACCGGACGAGUUCGACCAAGCCCCUUAGAGGAAGCAAUGGAAUUGUACCAAAUCGGCAGAUUUUUGGAGCUAGAUAUAUUGUCACAGGGUUGUGAAGAUCUUAUUUUAGAAUAUCUUACAUUGGAAUCGCUUCCAGCCGUCUUGAAGUGGGGCAGUCAACCUCACGGAUCCGCAUGGGUACACAGACAAGCGUUGCAUUACUUGCGAGAGGAAUUCCAGCCGGUCGCAUCUUCCUCCAUUCUCCAUCAGUUGGAUCACGCGCACUUGGUGAACGUUUUGCAAAGCCACUUUUUGCAAGCCAGCGAGCUUGAAAUACUGCAGGCAGUACUCAAGUGGGGAGAACAGGAACUGGUGCGUCGCAUGGAAGACCGGGAACCUAAUUUACUCAGUCACACGGUGCACUCUGUGACCAGGAAGGGUCUGAAGAAACGGGAUCUGAGCGACAUAGAGCUACGAGAGAUACUCAGCGAGCUUCUUCCACUCGUCAGAAUGGAUCACAUUCUACCGCCCAACAGCGAGACGCUGGCUCAGGCUAUUAGAAGAGGAUUGGUUUCAACCCCACCGAGUCACAUGAUAGGGGACGAGAGAGAGAACCUGCGUAUGAAUGCUUGGAUAAGGGGAGGGAAGAAAAAUGGAUUUUUUGUAAGGCCUCGUCUGUUCAUGCCUUAUUACGAGGAAAUAAAGUCUUUAGUUGAGGAACAAAUGGUCCAAGAAGCAGAUUUGGUGAGACUGCGAAGGCCACGGUACGUGGCCGAUAUUCCCGAUGCCUUGUACAUGGUUGACGAGAAACCGAGACCAAUCGGCACAGCCGGCGUGGAUGUUCUCGCCGCGGCGUUUCCAGUUCCAGAUUCCGUGACCCUGGCAGCUAUGAUGAAACGGGAGCAGAAAUUGAGACAGUCCCCCAGUUGUCAGAGGGCGAUCAGUUUACCGCUUUCGUCGCGCCACGAGAUCAACAGGCAAGUGCGGCUGCGCGUCGUGAGGGAAUUCAACUUACCUGACACGGUGGCGGAUCUCCUGGAGAACACGGGCGCGUACAACGUGAAGGAGCAAAACGAGAGGCUGACCGACAUCGAAGACAUGGAUUCACCAGGCAUGGGGAUCAACGGGAGAACAGCCCCGCCAUUGUGCUACGGAAGAAACAUGACGUUCCCGCGGCCAGCUUCAUCCUGCACGCACAGACACGAGCUCCCGGCUAUAGUCACAGAGGGCGAAAGCUGUAGACUUCUUGCAGAGCAACAAGAGAGCAACUCGUGCAGCGAUGGACAGCUGUCGGGCGUGAUGCCAGACGUGGCAAUGGCGACAGCCUCCUUCGGAGCUUUGCAGCUGAUAGAGGAGCAAGAGCUGGAGCUGGAUCUCGGUGAUGGUACCUCUCACCUUCUGCAGCACGUGUCGCCGUCGAACGGAACGAUGGGCUCGCACAGGUCCUCGCUUCCUCACCAACAUCAGAGACAUUACUCCGGCCCUCCCCCUCCACCGUACAUGUACCACCGUGCUGGCACUGCCUUACCGAGAUUUAUUUAAGAUUUCUAGACCGUAAGAAUUGUAUAGCGACUAACUCGGACCCUCGUGAAAGCGUUCGAUUCCCAAACAAAACCGAAAUAAACAGGUGUACUCUUCGUGUACUGCCACGACUGCAUCCCAGGGGUGCGUCCCUUGUUCGCGGAACAGCCGCACGUUUCAGGAUUUAGCUAGACAAAGGUACCAUUCGGUUCGACACGCUUACGGAAAUCCGAUCGUUCUUUGCACAGAGUGUUUUCUUUUUUAAUCGCUUAGCGAAAGGACACCCGGUAGGUGGGCAAUUUACGCGAGCUUUCUGCCCGUAGCGACCAACGGCGUUUAAGGUUCUCGCGGCUGGCUGGUAGGCGAUAGUUUGUUUCUCCGAGACGCUUAAUUUCGGAAGCUUCCACGGUACACGAAGACGCGCUCGUUGGAGUCACGUCUCGGGCUGGGACCGAUAUUUCGGUAUUCGAAUAGCGAACGGACGAGAAAGUUUGAAAAGCGAAACGACGAAUUCAACUCGUUACAUUCCACUAUCGUCGCUACGUCGACGUAGCGCGCACCCGCGACCGAGUUCAAGUUCUAUUUAACUCGACGCAAACCGAAUUAAGGAAACGAAUAAACGAGAUUUAAAUUGUUAAGUAUUUAUACGUAGCUAGUCGUUCGUACUAAAAAAAAUUGUCCGAGUGCAAAGGGUCGAGGAACUCGAUCGGUGAUCUCUGCUAACAGACGCGUCGAUUUUCAUUUACAGUCCGUACUAUUCAAAUAUCGCCGCGGUCGAGACGCGUAGUCCCAGCCCCGGUUUCGUCGCGGUGAAGACGGCCACGUGUAGCGUGCCCGAUCCUUACUCGGUUUCUUGACGGGUUACAAAUUUACUUCACGCUACGAGGGACGGUAUUGUACAUUUUAUUUAACGCAGCUUAAGAAAGUAGGGGAUCCUUGAUUUCAGGAUAUUUAUAAUCGUACCGGAUACGAGGGCACACCUCGACCGUGGAAAGUUCAUGCUUAUUAGGUACAAUCACAUAUAGAUGUAACGUUUUAGGUGCAUACGCGUGCGAGAUACAGAUGCAGCUGUGGUUUAUAUGCGUGCGAGUGUGUGAACGUGAAUGCGCGUGCUCUCUAAGUACCAUAUAAAGUGUUAAUUAGACGAUGUUGCCGACGCGUUGUCAGAGAGUGAGAAAGAGAUACACGGUGUGAAUGGGUGCGAGAAAGGGAGAGAGAGAGAGAGAGAGAAAGAGAGAUAGCGAAGUGGAGGAACGGAGGAGAGAAUGCGAGACGAUGAGAGGAACAGGAAGAGAACGAGAGUAAAGGUCGCGUAGAAUGUGCAGGUAUGUAUGAUCAGUGUUUUACGAACGGUAUUGUUCUUUCUUUAAGUGAAACGCCGCUAUGGGUAAAUCUUUGCUAAUUCAUAUUACCUAUGAUAUUCAAUAAAAAUUAUUUAAAUAUUAGUAGACGCACUUCUGUCUUGAAUCGAACAGCGUACUCGUAAAUUAUUAUUUUAUAUCCAACAAUCCGGUGGUUUCUCGAUAUAGGAACGUUCGCUCUUCGAAUUAGUUUGGGCAAUUAUCCCUCUGUUGCAUAAUAAUAGAAGAAACGCGAUCCCCGUGAGUUUCGUCCCGGAAACUUUACAGGAUUUCGCAAACGAUAUUUUCUUAUGGGAAUAUCCACCGUCGGAUUCAGGUAAUCGUUGCUCGUGCGGCGGGCAUCGAUUCGCGAACGUUGUAAAUAAACCGAGAGUCGAGUUCGUUUCUUGCUCGAACGAUGCAAUAAAAAUUCGUGCGACAGAGGGUUAAAACGAGCCGUUGUAGCUGCGCAAAGCGUUUUUCGUUCCCUUCGUUUGUUGUACAGAGCUUCCGAUCGAACAUAGCGCGUUGAUCAUUUCUCGGGCGUUCUAGCUUAUAAGCAUUCGAAUCUCGGUGUCGAACGAGUCGAAGCGAUAGCCAGUCGACGCACCUGCGAAACGAUUUUUGCUCUACGUACAACGAUACUCAUGGUUUUUUUGUCACUGACGUGAAAAUAAAACGACGUUCAUUAAUGAA
Molecule: messenger RNA, 5613 nt
Organism: Hylaeus volcanicus
Lineage: Eukaryota; Metazoa; Arthropoda; Insecta; Hymenoptera; Colletidae
Product: BTB/POZ domain-containing protein 7
Exons: 12
Coding region: 905-3598 (897 amino acids)
Biological process (GO): morphogenesis of a branching epithelium
Molecular function (GO): protein binding
Source: RefSeq, a predicted model, not a curated record